Clonostachys rhizophaga is the source of this 378-nucleotide messenger RNA. The record is from the annotation of a GenBank genome assembly. Lineage: Eukaryota; Fungi; Ascomycota; Sordariomycetes; Hypocreales; Bionectriaceae.
AUGACGUUUUAUUUUGAUGAUGCGCCCAGCAUUGCCGAACAGAAGUCCCUGGAAAAAAUUACCUGGCCAUGUCCAAACCGUCAGGAACACUCUGAGAGAAGCAGAAAGCCACGGCAGAACAACAUCUGCACGAUUCGAAGCCUCGAAAGAUUUGUUCUCGGAAGACUCGUCGCACGCAGAGUCAACCUACUACUGGCGCAGCACUACGCUGCCGACCCCGAAACAAGACGUCAAUCGGAGCACGAACCUUUCGCGUCGACAUUGCGUUUCGAUGAGGGUGACUGCGGCCCAGCUGCGUAUGUCACUGCAAGAAUCGAGAUCGAGAUCGCCAAACUUCUCGCCAGGAGGCUACAGGAGACAUACCAGGACAGUAUUUGA